GCCAAUGUACAUAGUGUUAUUAGAUGCGUUACGUCCAAGCAUGUCUGUUUUCCGCUCAUUUUUACAAUUGCUGCAAUAUCUUUGGCGGUGUCUCUGAUAGAAUUUUCUGGGAUGACUACACCUGCAUGGACUGGUCACGACUCCAUGCAGAAGCCAUCGCAAUUUUCUUACUCUGUUAAAAGUGAACUAAAAAUGUGGAAAGAUUGGAAACCAGCGGUAGCCAGGCGAGAUUUUUUGGAGACACCCACAGAAAAAUUAACAGAAUUGCAAUAUCAAAAUAUGGACCCUGUUCCGAAAAUUAAACUCCCGUUUGUGACAAUGAAUAAAAAACGAGUUAAGAAAAAAUCCUCGAAGAAGAAAAUAGCAAAGACGACGACAAACAUUCCAACGACUACUCUGACUUCUAGAACGAUGAAAACUACAAAAAACGCCCAGUCGAUAUUGCGUCAUUUGCCACAAAUACAUGUAAACAUAUCAAAGGAUGACGUAGGAAAUUUGACGCAAUUUGAAUCAGCAUUAGACGACGUUUUAUAUCCUUUUGUUAGUGACACAAGCAACAGCACUCAUACCAAAUUUGAACUGUUACCAGAACAAACAAAAGGUGUCAUAAUCGUAACGAACUAUCGGUCAGGUUCAACAUUUCUUGGACAAUUAUUUAAUCAACAUCCACAAGCCUUUUAUACGUUUGAACCUCUAUUUCCCUUCGGGUGGAACUGCACGUCAGAGGUUCAACGUCGUGUUUCGGUGCUACACAAUAUGUUAAAAUGCAAUUUCCCGGACUUGAAAACACUGUAUAAUGAGAUUGGUGUCGAUAUCAAGAACUUGAAAGUACUGACAGAUCCCAAUGUGCAUGCGAAAUGUAUUGAAAACAAUUUUUGCUUCAGGUAUAAUCACAAAGAUUUAUGUUCAAAAGACAUAUGCCCAAAAGGAAAUGUUGCAUCAUGUUCGCAGUGCGGUCCCGUCGAUCUUGGUCUGGUAAACAACAAAUGCAGGUCACGGAAAAUUUCCGCUAUUAAAGUCAUAAAACUCUGUCAUAUAAAGAGUUUGGAACCAAUUAUUCGGGAUCCAAGUAUAGAUUUCAAGAUUAUCCACCUCGUCCGAGAUCCACGUGGCAUCGCUAGCUCUCGGUUAAAAAUUCAUAAUGAUUGGGAAAUUGUUGGCAAUAUUGCCUCCGUAUGUGAUCAACAUGCAACAAAUGUGCGGGCGGGAAGAAAUGUCCAUUGGUUGCAAGACCGAUACAAACUUGUCAGAUAUGAAGAUAUGGCAACAAAUCCUAUAGGUAUGGCAAAAGAAAUCUAUGAUUUUAUCGGAUUGCCCUUUGUCGACAGCGUUCGAUCCUGGAUAAACCGGAACACACAGUUACGAAAAAAGCAAGAUAGUGUACGCGCUAAAAGACAUUUCAAUACAAAAGAAUAUGAUGCAGCAAAAGAUCCGUAUUCAACACAGAGAGACUCUAACACCGCCAUGCAGGCAUGGAGAAAGCACCUUACAUUUCAUACUAUUAACAGAAUACAAAAACGGUGUUUUGAAGCGCUCAGGAGUUUAGGUUACAAAGAUUUUAAAAAUGAAGAAGAUUUACUUAAUCUUAAUAUAAGUGCUAUAAUAAAUACAUGACAUCUUAUUAGUUCGGCACGCUUAUUCUAGUACUGAAUUUCUUUACGAAGUUGCCGAAAUCGGUAUCAAAGGCCACUGUCAUUGAGAACAACCAGCUCUUCUCGCAUCGAAUCAACAGUUGAUCGGCCCGGACACGUAGUGGAUAAAUUAUCGGCGUGUGGCCCGACUGUGAAGGGCUGAAAUAUGCUGCAAUAAAUUUAUGUAAUUGCAUUUUUGUACUUGAACGCAAUAUCUUUUCUUUAUUAUGUAAUCAAAUUUUAAUGUCACAUACUAAUAUUCGCAAAAUAUUAAUAU
Messenger RNA from Styela clava, 1908 nucleotides. RefSeq names its product carbohydrate sulfotransferase 1-like. Gene Ontology annotation, molecular function: N-acetylglucosamine 6-O-sulfotransferase activity. NCBI's taxonomy places the organism in Eukaryota, Metazoa, Chordata, Ascidiacea, Stolidobranchia, Styelidae. The record is from RefSeq and is a predicted model, not a curated record. Gene Ontology annotation, biological process: N-acetylglucosamine metabolic process; sulfur compound metabolic process.